AUGCACGAUAAUAAGUUUCUUAGUAAGACAAUCAUUGCUAUUUCACUAAUACUAUUGCAUAGAGCGACCGGUGAUAUUUGCAAGUUCAAUAUUAAAUUGAUACAAACGCUACACAGUGAAGGCUUUCAUAGAAAUAUAACAUAUGAAAUAACAUUUGGAACACCUGAGGAUGAUGGUAAUGAGUAUGAGGGAUGCUCGGUUGGUUUGGAGCAGAUUCUACCAGCAGGUCUUUAUGCCAACCCUGAUGAGCUUGAAGAAUUACGGUAUAAGACACCAACCGUAUUCAAGGAUAAAGUUGAUAUAGAAGGAGCCGCAGAGAUCUCGACUCCUAUCACAGUGCACUUAUUGGGAUCAGUGUACAAACACCGAGUUCUAUUGUCUUUGCCCGUCCACGCACGUUACCACAAAGCUGUUGCUGGUGGAGGUAGCGCAAGAGUUAAUAUUCCAACACCAAAGUUCUUCAUAAACUGCGGACCCAAGAAAUUGGAGAAAUGUGUUGAAGUGUCGUCUACCAAUAGCUUUUGCCCGAGGAGUCAAAACAAGUGCUUUUGGAAGCACGUUCCUAUAACUGUGGGAGAAGGGCUAAGCUGGUAUGUUCCUCGGGGUGAUACGAACCACCACAACUUGGCUAUGUUCGGAACGGCUGUGGUCAUUGCAUUUGGGUCCUUGUACCUUUUAAAACAAAUUCAUUUCUACAAUAUAAGACAACACAGAGCAAAGAAAGAAGAUUAA
This is a messenger RNA of Leptosia nina, 732 nucleotides long. Lineage: Eukaryota; Metazoa; Arthropoda; Insecta; Lepidoptera; Pieridae. The record is from the annotation of a GenBank genome assembly.